Aureobasidium vineae is the source of this 1503-nucleotide messenger RNA. NCBI's taxonomy places the organism in Eukaryota, Fungi, Ascomycota, Dothideomycetes, Dothideales, Saccotheciaceae. The record is from the annotation of a GenBank genome assembly.
AUGACCAGCUACGCAUCAAUUCGUUCGCCGCCCAGCGACUCGUCGUCCCGCCCCAACAGCACCGCCAGCAUGUCGCGCCGUCCGCGCCGCAAGGAGAAUGGCGUCCACGGCCAGGCGAGCUGGGUCAGUAGUGUUAUCAACCUGGUCAAUACCAUUGUCGGCGCCGGCGUGCUGGCCAUGCCAUCCGCCCUAUCCAACAUGGGCAUCCUGCUCGGCAUUCUCGUCAUCGUCUGGUCUGGCCUUACUUCUGGCUUCGGUCUCUACCUCCAAACAAGAUGCGCGAGAUAUUUGGAUCGCGGUAGUGCGAGCUUCUUCGCUCUGAGCCAGAUCACAUACCCCAAUGCUGCCGUCAUUUUUGACGCUGCCAUUGCCAUCAAGUGUUUCGGUGUUGGCAUUAGUUAUCUCAUCAUUAUUGGUGAUCUCAUGCCUGGUGUGGUUCGUGGCUUUACAGACACUCCUGCGGCCGAAUACCUACUGGACAGACAUUUCUGGGUUACUGCCUUUAUACUCGACUCGCUCAAGUACACCAGCAUCGUCGCUCUCGUGUCCAUUGGUUAUCUUGUUGUCUUGGUUGUCUACCACUUUGCAAAGGGCGAUGACAUGGGUCUCAAGGGCGAUAUCAGCAUCGUGCCCGACAAGGGUAUUGUCCCUGUCUUGGCCAGUUUCCCGGUCAUCGUCUUUGCCUAUACAUGUCACCAAAACGUAAGCAGUGUCUUUAUACCGACGUUACUUUCAAAUGCUCAUUCUAGUAGNAUGUUCUCAAUUCUCAACGAGAUUGAGGACAACAGCACAUUCAAGACGACGUCUGUCGUCUUGGCCAGUAUCGGUAGUUCCGGCGGUAUCUAUCUGCUUGUUGCCAUAACUGGCUACCUGACUUUUGGUGACAAUGUCGCCGGCAACAUUGUUGCUCAGNNUGUAAAUAUUCCUUCAGUGGCAUCGACCAUUGGCAAAGCAGCGAUUGUUGUACUUGUCAUGUUCUCAUACCCUCUGCAAGUUCAUCCUUGCCGUGCUUCGGUUGAUGCAGUACUCAAAUGGCGUCCGGCUUCGCGCAAGCAGCCAGAAUAUGCCUCUGUCAAUGUGUCACCAUCUCGCUCGACCCUUUUGAACUCUGCGAGCAACUCGCAGAGAGGCCGUGGCGAGAUGAGUGACAGACGUUUCGCCGUCAUUACCACAGCCAUCAUCAUCUUGAGUUACAUUGUAGCCAUGACAGUUUCAUCUCUGUCGGUAGUGCUCGCAUACGUCGGCAGUACUGGAAGCACGUCGAUCAGCUUCAUUCUUCCGGGACUGUUUUACUACAAGAUUUCAUCGCCGGACUCGCCGCAUCACCAGCGAUUGCUCAAGGAAGACGAUGAUGAAGAGGCAGAGGUGGACGGCGAAGCAGUGACUGGGGGAUGGAACAGUGGAAGCAUUCUGCGCAAGCUCAGUCUUGGGCUGGCAGUCUACGGACUGCUGGUCAUGGUGGUUUGCCUCAUCACCAACACAUUCUUUGUUGUUGCGCACUGA